Hordeum vulgare subsp. vulgare (domesticated barley) is the source of this 1433-nucleotide messenger RNA. Its product is annotated as ribosomal RNA small subunit methyltransferase, mitochondrial-like. The record is from RefSeq and is a predicted model, not a curated record. Gene Ontology annotation, biological process: rRNA methylation. Lineage: Eukaryota; Viridiplantae; Streptophyta; Magnoliopsida; Poales; Poaceae. The coding region runs from base 23 to 1078 and encodes 351 amino acids. The transcript has 2 exons. Gene Ontology annotation, cellular component: mitochondrial matrix. Gene Ontology annotation, molecular function: rRNA (adenine-N6,N6-)-dimethyltransferase activity.
AGCGAACCGAGCCAUACCGGAUAUGAACCGCGCCGUCUCCAACUCUGGAGCCCGCCUAGCCUCCUUGUACGCCUCGUCCUCCCUCUCAUCGUCGUCGCUGGCGACGGAGGCGUGGGAUGGGCGCUUCCGGCUACACAAGCCGCGGGGGCAGCACCUGCUCACCAACCCACGUGUCCUCGACGCCAUCGUGCGUCAUGCCGCCCUCCGCCCGGGCGACGCCGUACUCGAGGUCGGCCCCGGCACCGGCAACCUCACAGCCCGCCUCCUUGCCUUCCCGGUCAACCGCGUCACCGCCGUAGAGAUAGACCCGCGCAUGGUGGACGCAGUGACAGCCCGGUUCGGGGCACUUGACAUGACGCGCAAGCUCACGGUGAUCCAGGGGGACGCCAUGGAGACCGAAUUCCCGGAGUUCGACGUUUGUGUGGCUAACAUCCCCUACGGGAUCUCCUCGCCGCUCAUCGCGAAGCUGCUGUUCGGGGCGUACCACUUUCGGACAGCAACGCUCCUGCUGCAGAAGGAGUUCGCGCGGCGGCUCGUGGCCAUGCCAGGCGACUCGGAGUAUAACCGCCUGGCAGCCAACGUUGGCAUGGUAGCGGACGUGAAGCUGCUCAUGGACGUGAGCAAGCGGGACUUCGUUCCCAUGCCCAGGGUAGACUCUUCCCUCGUCGAGAUCCGGCCGAGGGCGGCUCCGCCUGAGGUCGACCUCGCCGAGUGGCUGGGCUUCACACGGGAGUGCUUCGGGCAGAAGAACAAGACCCUCGGUGCCAUCUUCAAGCAGAAAAGGAAGAUCCUAGAUCUUCUCAAGCGGUCUCAGAGAACCGAGAGAUGCACAGGCGGUGGCAUCAUCCUCGGUGUUCUUGAUGACGACCGUAAUGACGAAGCCUGCAGCGACGAAGAUGAGGAGAGCUGCGACCGAGCAGCUGGUUUCAGCACGGAGGAGGUCGGGGCUUUCAAGGAAAGGAUUGUCAGUGCAUUGGCAUCCACCGGGCUCGCCGGGAAGAGGCCGUCCAAGAUGUCAAACGACGAGCUUCUUUAUUUGCUCAGGCUAUUCAACCAGCGAGGGAUAUGGUUUCAGUAGCACUUGUCUGUGUCAGCGCAUCGGAUAUCUGACUGCUCACCGAUGCAAAUGACUGACGCGCACAACUGACCCAUCUCCAUGAUUACUGGUGACCACUCGGCGUGGAGUUAGUCAGUUGCUAGCACAGAAACGAAUUUGCCAGUCCAUGUAUGUUUAUGAGUUGUCUAGGCGUAGGCUGAGUUGGUUCUUCGGAGGGUUUCUUUGAAUCCGUCCAUAUUUUCAUUUUUUUCAAAACUAGCAUGAUGCGAGGGCAUCAUCUUUACUGCAUUGAAAGUGUUGAAUAUUUAAAUUUAUCCUAUCUACUCCUGGAUGAACACUAAAAUCAAAUUAAAUAUAAUAUCAUCUUUAUUGGUAA